AUGCCUCAUCUGGCCCACAUACCACAUGGAAUGAUGAGCGGUUCACUCCUGUUUUCCACAAAUCUGAGGAUUGUUUUGGUGGGUAAAACUGGAUCAGGAAAGAGUUCAUCAGGAAACACUAUACUGGGUAGAAAUGAGUUUAAAGAAUGUAAUUCCAUGGAUUCAGUCACUAAAUCGUGCGAGAAACAAACGGCUGACGUGUGUGAAAGGACCAUCUCAGUCAUUGACACUCCAGGACUGUUUGAUACAUCAUUGACUGAAGAAAAGUUAAAGUCUGAAAUACAGAAGUGUAUAGAGAUGUCUGUGCCUGGUCCUCACACGUUUCUGCUGGUCAUCAGACUGGAUGUGAGAUUCACAGAAGAGGAGAAGAACACAGUGAAAUGGAUUCAGGAGAACUUUGGAGAAGAUGCUGCACGUUACACCAUCAUUCUGUUCACUCACGCUGAUGUGCUGGGGGAUAAAACAGUAAAGGAACAUAUCGGACAUUGCAACAAUUUACAAGCACUGAUUAACAGUUGUAGUGAUAGAUCUCACCAAUUUAACAAUAACAACAGAAAAAAUAAAGUUCAGGUCACACAACUGCUGGAUUUGAUAGAUAAAAUGGUGAAGAAGAAUGGAGGUCAACACUACACGAAUGACAUAUAUAAUAAGGUCCAAAAAAAGAUUCAAUUGGAAAAUUUCAAAAAUACAAGCGUAGAGUUCGGGAAAAAAGCAGUAGUAUUUACAGGAGGAGCAGUAGCAGGAGUAGCAGGAGUAGCAGGGGCAGGGGCAAGAUUUGCAGCAUCAGUACCAGCACCAGCACCACUCAUAUGGGGAGGAAUAGGAACAGCAGAGAUAGAGGAAGAGACAGAUAGAGAGAUAGAGAGAGAGACAGAGAGA
Molecule: messenger RNA, 879 nt
Organism: Triplophysa dalaica
Lineage: Eukaryota; Metazoa; Chordata; Actinopteri; Cypriniformes; Nemacheilidae
Product: GTPase IMAP family member 9-like
Exons: 3
Molecular function (GO): GTP binding
Source: RefSeq, a predicted model, not a curated record